This is a messenger RNA of Necator americanus (New World hookworm), 5181 nucleotides long. RefSeq lists its product as uncharacterized. Bases 1 to 5181 code for a protein of 1726 amino acids. Gene Ontology annotation, biological process: cytoskeleton organization; regulation of cell shape; regulation of transcription by RNA polymerase II. The transcript has 42 exons. Gene Ontology annotation, molecular function: protein binding. Lineage: Eukaryota; Metazoa; Nematoda; Chromadorea; Rhabditida; Ancylostomatidae. The record is from RefSeq and is a predicted model, not a curated record. Gene Ontology annotation, cellular component: nucleus.
AUGGUCGACGUACCAAGAAACUUCCGUCUUCUUGAAGAGCUUGAAGAUGGACAGAAAGGGAAAAGUGACGGGAAUAUCUCAUGGGGACUUGAAGAUGAUACUGACAUGACGCUAACAAGAUGGACGGGUACCAUUAUUGGACCUCCUAGGACGCCGUACGAGUCACGGAUUUACAAUUUACGUGUUGAAUGUGGUCCAAAUUAUCCAAAAGAACCUCCUAGCGUCCGUUUCACCACGAAAAUCCAUAUGAACGGAGUCAAUCAAACGAAUGGCGUGAUCGAUAAAAGGAAUCUAAGCACUCUUCGUUCGUGGAAUGGAAGUUUUAUGAUAAACCGGCUGAAGGUGCAACCUUCUGAAUCCGUGUUUAGAUCAUGGUGGGAUUAUUUUUCGUUCUGCCAUUAUAUCGAAUGUUUCGAAAAUUUCCAAACCAUCCAUAUUAUUGUUUCUGAUGAUGUGGUGGCGAUGAGCAACAAGAUAGCCGAUGAUCGCACAAAGUUUGAAUUAUUGGUGCUCAUCGAGCGCUUUUUGGCUUCAAGCCCUUGCAAAAGAGCAGCUACUGUUCUCCGCCAUGAAAUCGAAAAGCACGGACUACUGCCGGAACGACAUGAUUAUCGCGGUUGUACUUAUCCUCGGACUUAUAAAGACGCAAUAUCACAGUUGCUUCCAUUUGCUCCCUCUCUUGUAGAGAUCGUGGAGAGGCUUGCAGUGCUAGCUGAUACAUGUGUGCCUCCAUCUGUUCGUGGCCUUCCUGUCCGUUUAGUUAACAACAAAAGGAACUCUCUCAUCAGAACUACUGCAAGUGUAUCCAGAAAGGAUUUUUCUUCGCGAUUACUGGCUCACGCACCUGUUGCCGAACAUAUUGUGAACACUGUAAGGCUCGUUAAUUGUCGUGAAUUUGGAACUAGUAUUAACAGAGCUCGAUUACCUGGUAUUGGUUCGCUCGAUCAAAUGGAGCGUCAUUAUCGCGUUUUAGGACAUUUGUCAAUGGUUUAUUGUGUUACAUUCGAUAGAACAGGCAAUUACGUGUUAACGGGUGCAGACGACAAUUUGGUGAAGUUGUGGAAUGUACACCUAGGCUUGCUUCGCUACACAUACCGUGGGCAUUCGGCUGAGGUAGCAGAUGUUACUGUAUCCCCCUGUAACCAAAUGAUUGCAUCAGGAAGCGUGGAUAAGUCGAUACGAGUAUGGUCGUUGUCAACUGGUGAAACCUUGCAAGUUUUCCACCACCACACAGCAGUAGUUGCACGAGUGAAGUUUUUGCCAUUUGUUGAUCAAACACGAAGAUACCUCGUGUCUUGCGCUCUUGACUGCAAGGUAGUAUUCUAUUCGUUUGACGAAAAUACGAAGGAGUUUGAUGAGAGCGACAUCGUGGUUUUUGACGAGAGGGAAGCUCCUGGAGCUCGAAUAAUAUCUCUGUGUCAUAGUCCGAGCGGUCAGUGGGUGGUUGUAGGCGAUACUCACUUUUACUUGCGUGUUUUUCGACUUAUGCGAGAACCAGAAGGAGGUGUUGUGAAGUUCACCGAUAUUUGUGCACAUUCUGAUCGUGUGGAUAGUCUCGAAUGGGCACAUGCAGGAUGUCAAUUCGCUUCUGGAAGUCGUGAUGGUUUGGCAAAAAUCUGGAGAUUCUCUUGCGGAAAAUGGCGGUCAACUUCUCUCAUUGUGCCGGGGUUUGAGCCCACGGAUGUACACUUCUCCGCUGUUGCCUCCAGUGAAAGACCAAAAAGCAAAUACAGGGUAACUAUGCUUUGCUGGUCUCUUGAUGACACCAUGGUUGUGACUGCAGGUUCCGAUUACAUUUUACGUGUCUGGAGCACAACAGGUGAAAUGUUAAGAAGUUUGCCCGGCCACACCGACGACUCAUUUGUGCUUAAAGCUCAUCCCGCCUUUCCAAACGUAAUUCUCAGCUGCGGCCACGAUGGCGUGAUGGUGGUCUGGGAUAUCAAGAAAGGCGAGAAGCUGAAGCGAUUUACAAACACUGUUGAACAUCGCGGACAUUCUGCGCUUUUCGAUCUUGAUAUAUCUCGUGAUGGUUGCACUGUCGCUGCUGUCGAUUCACUAGGACAUCUAACUGUUUAUGGUGUUGCCUCCAAACCGACGCGUCCGGUCCCUAAGCAACAGUUUUUUAAUACUGAUUAUUCUCCAUUGCUUAUGGAUGAUACUGGCUGGGUAUUGGAUGAAGCCACAGGCGUUGCUCCUCAUCUCCUUCCACCUCCUCUACUCACUGAUCAAGACCUCGUUCCACUGGCUGAUGAGUGGCAAAAUGCUGUUCCUGGUAGGGACCUGAUUAGAAAGGUUGGAACGUCCUUCGAGCCAUUGUCAUCACCUUGGACGAAUCGAAUGGUUGUGCCUCCUUUGUCGAUUAACGAAAGAGAUUUUUGGGCUGAGGGAGCACGAGCUGCAGCUGAUCAAGAAGAUUAUGAGUUCAAUAUAGAAUCUUCAAAGGAGCCAGAGCCGGAAAAGGAACCUAUUGAAAUUCUUGUUCCUACUGCAACCAGAAAAAAUGGCGCAAGAUGUCGUGGAAUGGUGCGAGGACCACCACUAACACGGCGUUGUGAAACAUCUUACCGUCGACAACGUCCUCCGACUUUAGACGAAGCUAUCGCUGCGCAAGAUGCUAGACGUGCAGCUGCUGAAAUGGAAAACUACCAGAGUGAUAUGGAUGAUAGUUAUAGCAAUUCCAAGAGCUCAGACUCAGAUGGUUGUAGCUCAGGGUCAGACACAAGUGAUUCUGACUUUUCCGUUGGUUCUGUUGAAUGCAGCGGUGAACACCAAGAAGAAGAGACGCAGACUGAGGCGAUGACUAUGACUUCUUCUGGUCGACGUGUCCAACGGCCACAACGAACAGAGGGGACUCAGUCAGAAGAAGGUAAACGAAGAGAGCCACGUCGUCGUGUCAGAACAGCGGCCAAUGAUGACUAUUUGACAACUGAUCCGUCGUCUACUGAGAUGGAAUUAGCCAUGGAUGGAUUUGAUCCUUCUACCCUUGAUGUAGCGUAUUUUAAAAAACCACCUCGUCGACGACAAAAGAAAGACGCUUUUCUCGACUCAUUCCCGGAAUGGAUGCGCAUGACGGAACCACGGCGAUUUCCAUACAUUGCACAACUCGGUGACCAUGUCGUGUACUUUCGUCAAGGACAUGAGUUAUAUUUGGAAAGAGUUGAAGCAUUGGACUUGUUUUCUAUCAGUACAAAGAUGCGGCCUAAGCCGUCACUUAGCGCGGAAGAAUUUGGCAUCGUAGAUGAAGUGCGGUAUGUGCGGAGACCAUAUCGCCUAACGGUAGUACGCAUAGCACAGACUGAUAGCAAUGGUCAGCGCACUGGUGUAUCUUGGACCGUCAAAUUCCAUGACCUUACCAACGUGCCUGAUUUCAUUAUAUUAAAGCAGCACUAUGAUGAGUCAGUCGCUCAAAAUGUUCAAGAAGGGGACAGAAUUGAAGCUAUACUAGAUGGACAAUGGUGGACUGGAACUGUGAACAAGAAGGAACCCGUGUCUGAAGAGUUCCCCAGUUCCUUGUGGUUCUGUCUUCGUAUUCUCUGGGAUUCCGGGGAGGAAGACGUUAUGAGUCCUUGGGAUUGUCAACCGAGAUCAGGAUCAAAGAAGUCAGGUGAUGAAGCCACCGAAACGGACCAACGUAAUUUUGCUCACGUGGAUACAGAUCAGGACUGGCCUGAGUUUAGUUUACGUGGUGCGAAUGAAGCUAAAGAGGCAUGCUGUACUCGUAUGUUCGAUGCUGUUACGAAGCUGAGCGUGCGUGACAGUGUAGCGCCUUUCGCUUAUCCUGUUAGUCUUGAAACUUUUCCUCACUAUGCCGCCAAUAUCGACUAUCCAAUCGACCUCGAUACAAUUGCUAAUCGAAUACGGAAUGGUUUUUAUAGAAGACUUACAGCGCUUCAUCAGGAUAUCCGACAAAUAGCUGUGGCAGCCGAGCAGUUCAACGAGCCAGCUAGCGGUAUCGUCCGCAAUUCUCGUGUCGUUGUUGAAGCUUUAAUUCGCUUUUCUCGUGACACCCUGCAGGAUGACAUUGUUAACCUUUACGACAGCCUAUUUGAUCUGCCACCGGAGCAGAUAGUGGAAUACUGCAAGAAACAAGUGUAUAAUCUUGCAUGGGAUGAUGACAUGCUGAAAGAUCUGGCUGAGAAUAACCACAACGAAACACCUGCGGAGCCGGGCUGGAAGACAGAUUGUCGCACGAUUUUGCGGUCAAUUACGGCGGAUCCUUGCGCGUUGCAUUUUAUUGAAGCGAAUUCUGCAGCGAAUGAGGACGUGGCGGCAGCAUUGCAUAACACCUGCGACUUGACUUCUUUGGCGGAUGCGCUUGAACGAGGUGACAUUGACCAGCCAGCCACUUUACUUCGGAAUGUUGAAAAAAUGGUGCACGCCUGCAAGACGAGUAUUGACGACAAGCGUUCGCCGAUCUAUCGAGAUAGUCUAGCGCUUGGUAGUUUGUUCGCAGAACGAAUGAAAGGCGUCAUAAGUCAGUACGAACGGAUCUGGAAGAGCCUCAUUGAUCCAAGUGGACGAAGUUUGCGGAGACGAGUUCGCAAGGAACGUGCACAGUCCAAAUAUAACACGCGGAGUCAUGAUUUGCACAACAAUUUCAACUUCGAUCCAGAAGAACCUUCUACAUCUUACUCUUGUCCAACCGGAGCUUCACCGGGAUACUACAGAGACUUGGUGAAUGGGCGAGUGCACUCGGAGAUCUUUCCCCAUCGCCGUACGACAUCCGUUUUCCAGCCUUCGUCGAAGGAUCCUGUUCAAGACAACACAUCUGGGAUAAGCGACGACAGAGGCCCAUCCAUCUCAAGCCAAGAAGCUGUCGUAAGGAUAAGGACAUCAACGAGAAAGAGACAGCUGCAGAGAGAAGAUGAAGAGGAGCUUGUCAACAGUUCGAGCUCAAGGUUUAGGAGAAGAGUACAUCAAAACGGUGAAGGGUCAGAAACGACGCACUGCUCUCCGUCAAAUAGUAGUGGACGGUGUCUCACGCGUUUCGGUAGUGUGAGCAAACGCAAGCGAAUCGAGAGCGAAAGCGAGCAAGAGAUGUCGCUUCGUUGUAGUCGCAGUUCUCGAAGAAAUAUGACAACAAUCAGUUAUGCAGAAAGCGAUGAAGAUUCAACGCCGGAUAUUCCUGAUUUGAGCUCACGCGGGCGCAUGAGAAAGCAACGUCGUUCAGUGCAAUAUUAA